This is a messenger RNA of Bursaphelenchus xylophilus (pine wood nematode), 2592 nucleotides long. Lineage: Eukaryota; Metazoa; Nematoda; Chromadorea; Rhabditida; Aphelenchoididae. The record is from the annotation of a GenBank genome assembly.
AUGGAAGAUUGUGACGGAAAAGAUCUUAUUCUUGUCGAACAUCCGGCGAUCGUAAAGAAUGCAAGCAAGGGAUUGGAAACAUUAGGGGGGAUCGAAGAAAUCAAUGAAGUAAGUACAAUUAAUGAUGUGUUUAAGGUGUUCAGGCAUUUAAUGGAAAUAAAUCGCUUGAGCUACGAUUCAAUCCAGAGAAUUUGUACCAAAGUGCAAUCCAAGCCGAGCGGAAGAAUAUGGUGGCCGGGUUGUCUGGGUUGAUGCAGGUUGUGUUCAAGAUUAGACGAAAGAAGUCUAAUCCCGAUGUGUGUGAGACUGAAUGUCUGGGAGUGGUAGGGAAGACAUUCUUUUGUCAUGUCUGUUUUAGAUAAGUAAUGUGUACACAUUCAAAAGCAUGGCGGAUUUCCAGUUUUUGCCAAUAAAACUGACCGAUAAACAACAGAAAGAUCAGCCAAUUUACGAAGAUCUCCUUCCCCGGUUAAUACCGACUUCUUUUCAUUCCGCAUUUUCUUGGUUAACUCACAAAGAGCCAAAUUCAGAAGUAACUCCGAGAUUUCUACCUCCCUAUAUCUUCAGUAGAUACACAACAGGAGCUUCUACGAAGAUUCUUGCUCAUGAACCAGACAAAAGUGAACUGACGGGCAAGGUUUCUCAUGGAAAAAGUCGGUCUUGUUUGUAUUUCUUGACGAGCCUUUGAGUCAAUAUAUAUAUUUAUAUAUGUUCAUUUUAGAUCUAAGAACCGAGCGGAAGUCAUAUACUUUGACGUUGCAACACAACGAUGUAUUUCCGGAUUUCCCUUCAGAGCAAGCAGUUCAAGAUGUAGAUAAUCGUGUCAAGAAUCCGGAGCCUCAUCGUCUAAUGAAAGAAUUAUACGAGGAACGGCCAAUGUGGAAUAAGGCCGCUAUCCAGUGUAGGACCAAGUUGGAUGACAGUAUAUUAAAGUAUGCCUCAUUAUGAAUACACAAUGAUUUUAGAGUGCUAAUGGCAAAGUAUGCAUUUUACAUAUACAGCGGCCCGUGGGGUCGGUUGUGGUGUAAAUUCGGCUAUGAUCCACGAACAGAUGUGAACGCCAGGAAGUACCAAACAGUUAUGGUGUCUUUCCGAAAGCAUCAGAAGAUUCCGGAAAGACAUCGGCGACUUAGAUCUAGCUACAGAGAGAGCAGAGGGCUGUCAAGGAUGGACGAAGACUUCGUUUAUACACCUGGGCAUUUGCCUGCAGUUAGACAGAUGUGGUAUUCUGUGUGUGAUAUUCAAUUACCAGUGGCUCAGAAAGUAAAUCGCGCGGAUUACUGUAGUGGAUUGGACCAUUACGAUGCAGUGACGGGCUGGCUGACUCCAGUAUGUUUCCUCCAAAAUCGGUCUUAUUUCUCCCCUCUUAAGUACUGGAUUUAUGGGUUUUCGAUGAUGCUGAUUGCGAAAAUCAAAUCCAUUAUGCUUACAUCAAAAAAUUAAAAAAUUUAAUUUUUAUAAAAUAUUCAUUAUUUUUACAAAAAAUCAAAAAAAUUACUUUUUAACAGUAGUACUACUUAACAAAAGUAAAAAUUAUAUAAAGGGUGUUCAGGCAUGGCGCCUAAAUGCGACUUAUUACGUCUUCGGCCGACUGGCAGAUGAAAAAACGGCAAUUUGGCGGAGAAAAAAUUAUCCCAUUUAAGAAAUUGUGAUGAGAAAACUAUCUGCCGAGCAUCCGCCGAUAAGAAGAGUCAUAUUUUUUGUUUGAUAAGGGCCGUAUAAGACCUACAAUUUUAGUUUUCUCAUCAUUAUGUGUUAAAUGGGUUUAUUUUUUCUCCGCCGAUUUGCCGUUUUUUCUUCUGCCAGUCGAUCGAAGACGUAAUAAGUCGUAUUUAGGCUUGGAGUUAUGGUACUUUGAAUGUGGCCCGGACGGUAUAUCAAAAUUAGAUUUGUGUCAAAGUCGGUGCAGAAGAGCCGCGAAUCUCGGCAAAAUACGUUUUCGACCAUGACGAACAUUUUUGUAAUUGAAAAAUUGUUUGUGUGAUGUAGCCUUCCAAGUUGAAUGCCGAAAAAGUAUAUUGGACAUCGUACCUUGGUAAUUUUCCAAGUAGUGCAAGGAUACAUACUAAAAAAAUUCACUUACAAAAAUUUUCUCCAUGGUCGGAAGCGUGUUUUGGUGAGAUUCGCGGGUCUACCGUAACCCCCGUAUACGGUAAUUUCCGAAACUAAAAAUUCGUGCUGACGUUCAGCAAACGAUUCGAAGUUGGUCGUUUUUUCGAAAUGUCGUGGCCAUCCUUCGAGUUGUAAAAACUCUCUUUUAAAAAACGCUAGACGGAUCGAACCUGUCUUUUGCCGGGCCGAAAAUCCAAAAAAAAGAUCUUGUCGCUGACCACCCCUGGCCGCAUCCUGUGCAUUACAACUUUGAUAAGAGUUGUCAUCCAAUUUUGUAAACAUAUCUUAUUUCAGGACACAAUCAACAACAUUCGACAAGCAAUCAAAGAAGAUGUCCGUAGGACCUCGAAACAGCUAGAACUAGCAGAUCCCGAGACUGGAGAUGCCAAUCUUUCCGAUGGAAGUGAUAACAGCGAAAUGAAUGAUAUCACGGACAUGAAUGAUGAUGGGGCGAUAAUGGAGAUCACCGAGGAAUGGUGA